CUGCAGCUUUGCCAGCACUAGGCACACCACAAAGCCAGGAGCAGGCAGCACCAUCACUUGGGGAAAGAGAGGACCAUCAAGCCAUCUGACAUAGCUAUUGUAAUAGGAAGGAGGAGGGGGAGAGGAGAGGGAUAGGAGCAGAGAGCUCAUCAAGUCAUGCAGGAUUGACUGCAAAGGGGAAGCUAAUCGAUGGCAAAGCUUUGAAUGUGAAUUAGCCUGGAAAGCAAAAGCAGAAGAAAGGAAAGGAGGAGGAGGGGGGUAUAGCCGAGCAAAGCUGCGAGAAAGAUGGAACUUACAAUGGAGAAUUUAGGGAACCUUCAUGGUGUACCCCAUUCCCAAGCUGGCGAUUUAAUGAGCUCCGCACACAGUAGGCAAGCUUCCCACAGGAAUCUGGUUUCUCAUGGACGACCCGCUAUGGUGACAAGUAUGGCUUCCAUUCUGGAUGGAGGGGAUUACAGAUCCGAGCAUAGCCUGGCAGGUCCACUGCAUCCUGCUAUGAACAUGUCCUGCGAAUCUCCAUCUGGCAUGAGCCUCAGCAGUACCUACACCACAUUGACUCCUCUCCAGCACCUGCCACCCAUCUCCACUGUGUCCGACAAGUUCCACCACCCGCACCACCACCACCACCAUCAUCACCAUCACCAAAGACUAACUGGCAACGUAAGUGGAAGUUUUACCUUGAUGAGGGAUGACAGGGGGUUGGCAUCGAUGGGCAAUAUUUACGGUCACUAUCCAAAGGAUAUGGCAACCAUGGGACAACCACUCUCCCCCCUUUCCAAUGGCCUAGGUACUUUGCACAACUCACAACAGUCACUAGGCCCAUAUGGUCACGGUGGGCAUUUAACUAAUGAUAAAAUGUUAUCACCAAACGGGUUCGACUCGCAUGCUGCCAUGAUGUCUAGGAGUGAGGACCAUCUGACAAGGAGCCUGGGCACUCCUGCGGCCGGCAUGAUGGCCCCUUUAAAUGGAAUGCAUCCACAUGGGCACCACCAUGCGUCGUCUAAUGGCUCAAUCCUUGGUGAAAGGGACAGACAAGCCUCAAGUUCUGGGUCGCAAGCCGGUGGCAAUGGUCAAGUGGAGGAGAUUAAUACCAAAGAGGUUGCUCAAAGGAUCACAGCAGAACUGAAAAGAUAUAGCAUACCGCAAGCUAUAUUUGCUCAAAGAAUCCUGUGCAGGUCCCAGGGUACACUCUCUGAUCUUCUGAGGAAUCCCAAACCUUGGAGUAAACUUAAGUCUGGCCGGGAGACAUUCAGGAGGAUGUGGAAAUGGCUCCAGGAACCUGAGUUCCAAAGAAUGUCUGCGCUGAGAUUGGCAGCUUGUAAACGUAAAGAACAAGAACAACAAAAGGACCGUAACCUGCAGCCAAAAAAACAGCGACUGGUUUUUACAGAUCUCCAACGACGUACCUUGAUUGCUAUCUUCAAAGAAAACAAGCGUCCUUCAAAGGAGAUGCAAAUAACCAUUUCCCAGCAGCUAGGCCUGGAGCUAAACACUGUCAGUAACUUCUUCAUGAAUGCACGCCGGCGAUGCAUGCAUCGAUGGCAAGAAGAGCCAGGGGUCAAUACUGCAAUGCCUUCAGUUUCCUCUAGCACUUUCUCCAAAGCAUGAGCUAUUGAGCUAUUUCCAGAACUUCAUAACCACAAAAGACACACAAAACAUGACCCAUAAAAUUAUGAACAGCUAGACAAACACAAAAAAUAGCUAUGGCUGAAUACCAAUGAUCUUUUUAACACUAUAUUUCAAAUUGAAUUAUAAUCUAAGACCAAAGUAACAUUCUUGUUUACACUGAUUUGCGUCACAGCACCAGAAAACAUCCACACAGAAUGAGGUUAGGUAGAUUAUAAUGUUGAAAAUGUAAAAAGAAAACAUAAAGUGUGGAUUAUUAUAAAUAUUAUACAACCAUCAACACAAACCCACAUAUUCAGUUCUGCUAUUUACCAUUCAGUAAGUAAAAUCACAUUAAUAAUGUAUAAUACCCCUUAUAAUCUUGGCCAUCAGUGAUGUAAAGUUUUAGAUGGGGAAGAUUGUGGGGCAGACAAUAUUACAUAUGAACAGUGACAGCUAUUGUACAAGCACAUUAUCAUAGAUUGGCAAGUCUUUUUCUUAAUCUCAUGAAUAUUAAAGAGGCAACAUUAGUGAUACACAUAGAAUAUGGAGGAAUGCAAGUGUUCAUGGAUUUUGUUCUGUUCCACCCAUCCAAAAAAAAGCAAACAAAAAUAAAGCACUGAAGCAGGCCUCAAGAAGAACAUCAAGAAACUAAUAGAUUUGAGUGCAAGAUAAGGGUAACAUUUUGUGCCAAUAACAACUGCCUUAAAGCUUUCCAUGGAAGAUGGUGAUACCAAAGAAAUGAUUAUGUCCUUCAUGGUCUCCUUAAGUGCACCCAUUUAAUGACUCAUGGCUUCUUCGGUUUUCAUCGGAGCUGUAGUGUUCUGUUGUAUUCUUCAGUUUAAAUAAGGACAAUAUAGAUCUAAUAUCCUGCCCCAAUUGUAGAUGACAGAAGUCAUAAAACUUGCUACAAUAAUGGGAUAGGCAUACAUGAUUAAAACAUGGACAGACUUUAUUGAUGUUAAAUGA
Molecule: messenger RNA, 2574 nt
Organism: Rana temporaria (common frog)
Lineage: Eukaryota; Metazoa; Chordata; Amphibia; Anura; Ranidae
Product: hepatocyte nuclear factor 6-like
Exons: 2
Coding region: 286-1608 (440 amino acids)
Biological process (GO): regulation of transcription by RNA polymerase II
Cellular component (GO): nucleus
Molecular function (GO): DNA-binding transcription factor activity, RNA polymerase II-specific; RNA polymerase II cis-regulatory region sequence-specific DNA binding
Source: RefSeq, a predicted model, not a curated record